Messenger RNA from Diaporthe amygdali, 1596 nucleotides. RefSeq names its product eukaryotic and archaeal DNA primase small subunit. Gene Ontology annotation, cellular component: alpha DNA polymerase:primase complex. The record is from RefSeq and is a predicted model, not a curated record. The transcript is spliced from 4 exons. Gene Ontology annotation, biological process: DNA replication, synthesis of primer. Bases 1 to 1596 code for a protein of 531 amino acids. Lineage: Eukaryota; Fungi; Ascomycota; Sordariomycetes; Diaporthales; Diaporthaceae.
AUGCCGCAUUCUGAGUCUCCAGCAUCCACUCCGCCUGUGGCCACGCCUACGAGCGAGGAGAUGGAACAGAUGGAACAGGACUCCCCAGUCAAGAAUGGAACCCAACAAGAUGAAAGCAACACAGAGAUUACCAUGGCAGAGGUGAAUGCCCUGCGCUUGGAGGAAGAGCCAAAGAAGGAGGUCAAGCUGGAAGAGCUAUUCGCGGAUGUCGACUCGGACGACGACGACGACGAAUUCCCAAGCACAGGCAGGACGACACAAAGCCAGGCGCUGCCCACAAGCUCUCCCGUCCCAGACUCAUCAGGCGUCCCUAAUGAUGGCGCCCCUAUCAAAGCCAGUGCCAGCGACCCCGAGGUCAUGCGCAGUUUCUACCAACGUCUCUUCCCCUGGCGAUAUCUAUUCCAAUGGCUGAACCACAGCCCAACGCCCACCAAUGACUUUGGUCACAGAGAGUUUGCCUUCACAUUACAGAAUGAUGCCUACUUGCGAUAUCAGUCCUUCCCAACGGCAGAUCUCAUUCGCAAAGACGUCCUUCGCCUCCUUCCAUCUCGUUUCGAAAUCGGCCCUGUCUAUACCACUAACCCACGCGACCGGAAACAACUCAAGAACCUAUCCGCUUUCCGGCCACUGGCCAAAGAGCUUUGCUUCGAUAUUGAUUUGACAGACUACGACGACAUCCGGACAUGCUGCGACAAGGCCAAUAUCUGUAUCAAGUGUUGGCAGUUCAUUACCAUGGCUAUUCAAGUGGUAGACAAAGCAUUGCGCGAGGAUUUCGGAUUCAAGCACAUCAUGUGGGUCUACUCGGGUCGACGUGGUGCCCACGCCUGGGUCUGCGACAAGAAGGCGCGAACCAUGGAAGACCAGAAGAGGAGGGCCGUGGCAGGAUACCUGGAGGUACUCAAAGGUGGUGCACAAAGCGGUAAGAAGGUGAAUGUCAGGAGACCGCUUCACCCACAUUUGACACGGAGCUUGGACAUCCUAGCACCACAUUUCGCGGAGGAUGUUCUCGAGAGGCAAGACCCUUGGGACACGGACGAGCGGGCAGAGAAGCUGCUGCAAUUACUACCAGACAAGACUCUCAACGAUUCCCUACGCAAGAAGUGGGCGUCUGCGCCAGGUCGCUCAUCAACAUCGAAGUGGGCCGACAUCGAUGCCAUCACAAAAGCUGGCGGCGCGAGCAAGAAUCUUGACACGAAAGAUCUCCUAGCGGCGAAACAGGACAUCGUACUGGAGUACACCUACCCCAGACUCGAUAUCGAGGUCAGCAAGAAACUGAACCAUUUGCUCAAAUCACCAUUCGUUGUACACCCUGGUACUGGAAGGGUCUGUGUACCCAUUGAUACACGACCGGGCAAGCUGGAGGAGUUUGACCCUACGGCGGUUCCGACAGUACAAAACCUCCUGAGUGAGAUUGACGCGUGGGCCGAAGGAGACGGCGCGGGAGACGACAAGAGCAGUAUUCAAGACUGGGAGAAGACCAGCCUCAAGCCGUACAUCGAGCAGUUCAGGACCUUUGUCAGCGUCCUGUUGAAGGAUGAGAGGGGGGAUGUCAAGGUGAAGAGGGAGCGGGAAGAACCCGAGUCGAUGGAAUUCUAA